AUGCAAGUCCUCAUCAUCAUCACCCUCCUCUCCUCGAUAAAGGAAAAUUCAGGAUCCUCGGCCCGGCACGUGGUCACCUCCUCUCCUAACUGGAACCACAUAUACAUGGGUGACCCCGUGACCUUAACAUGUGACAUUGGACCAGAUAAAAGCAGCAACAAUUACUAUUUCUAUUGGUAUAAAGAUAGUAAAGAGAUCAGUCAAAGAAAACAAAAAUUUACCAUAAGAUCUGCAAAUACUUCUGACUCAGGGGUCUAUGAAUGCUGGACGGGAUCUGGGGAUCGCAGUCACCCCCUCACUUUAUAUGUUAUACAGAAAGAUGUAAAGAAUAGACCGACUGUGACCUUCAUUCCAAACUAUAGAAAUAUAUUCUCUACGGAAAAGAUGAAGAUUUCUUGUGAGGACGGAUCUUAUGCAACACGAAACCAGAGAUAUGUUUGGUAUAAAAACAAUACAAUCCUGAAAAAUGAUCAAAAAUUCAUCACAAUUAUUAAGGCGAAUAGAAAUGACAGUGGAGAAUAUAGAUGUGGGAGCGGAAGAAGAGCCAGUUACCCCCUCAGACUCCAUGUUCACCCCAUAUAUGACAAAGUCAUCCUGCAGACUCCCCCCAAUAUUCUGGAAGGUGACCCCCUGGAUGUGAGAUGUCACAGCUAUCCGCACUACAGUAAUAAGGAGGAGGAUGGAACAUUCUAUAAGGACGGAGACAUUAUCCAGAAAUCCAACCAGAUUCUACAUCUAGAAAAUGUGACUAAAUCCACGACCGGGAUUUACAGAUGUGAAAAAAAGAUUUUAAACAUAAACACAUCGGAGGAAACAUUUAUAUUUGUCCAAGAUAUCUUCACAAGACCAGAAAUAAUAGCAGGGUCAGACCUAAAGGAAGGAGACGCCCUGACCCUGAGGUGUGACACAAGACGUAACCCUCUCAGAGAGGACACCGAGCUGACGUUCACCUUCUACAGAAAUGGGGAGACAGUGCAGGAACUCCGAUCACAUGACACAUAUACAAUCAAGUCCGUCCAGCUAGAAGACUCUGGGAAAUAUUCCUGCGAGGUGCGGACUCCAUCAGAUACAGUGAUGAAGAAGAGUCAGGUGUUAUACAUCAGUAUAAAAGAGUUGUUUAUGAAGCCAGAGAUCCAAAGUGAUCCAAAAAAAGUUCAAGAGGGAGCCGGAGUGACAAUACGUUGUCUGCAGACCCAAAAUCUUAAUAGUUCAUUAUUCACCUUCUACAGAGACUCACAAAGUGUACAAAAUGCAUCCAAGAAGGAGGAGUAUGUGAUUCCUUCCGCCUCAGAAGAACACACUGGAAAUUACAAAUGUUCACUAACAAAUCGUGGGAUUUCUAAAAACAGCUCAGAGAUAAUGGUCCAAGUACAGCUUGCGGUGGAUAAACCCAUCCUGAUGCUCUCAUCAAACAAUGUGACCGUGGGAGACGACACUGUUCUUCGAUGUGAGUCUUCUAAAGGCUCCUACCCUAUACACUACCUUUUCUAUCACAAGCAGACAUUGUUAGGGAAUAUUACUGUUCACCAAAAGGGGACAGCACAGCUACAACUUAGCAUUACGUCACUGACCAUGGGUGGACUCUACUCCUGUGCUUCAUACAAUGAUUUCCAAACCCAACCUCAACGCAGUGAGGAAGCCAAUUUGCUAGUGAUAGAUCGUAGUUUCCCGUGGUUGAUGCUUUGGAUUCUGCCCUUAGUCUUCAUCCUACUUGUUGGGCUGUUCUUACAAUACAGAAAAAAAAUUCUUUCUUCUGGAUAUUGUCACAAGGAAUCACCAUCUACAGGGUCCGUACAGAAUAUAGAAAAUGUAGACAGACAAAAUACCACAACUGCCCAAGAGGAAGUGUAUGGAAAUGUAACACCGGAGGAGAAUCUUGAAGAUGAAGGUUGUACCUAUGUUACUCUCAGGAUGGAACAAGAUCCUUCACCCUGUUCGUCCGCUGCCACAAAAGAGGAUGCCUUGGUUGUAUACGCCACGGUUAAGAAGUCCGAUGCAGUCACCUCAGAGACCAACAGAGAUCAAAUGGACCCCGACACAUCCGACUCUACCGUCAUAUUCCAUAAUCCCAUAUAUAAUUAAUAAUUAUUAUCAAAAUCUGAUCACUGACCUUAUGGAGUUGUGAAGAAAUAUUUAAAUCCAAUAGGUCGUCUGAUCCUGCGCUCGUAUGGCCGACUGUGCCUGUGUCAUUGUAUAUGUCUAUACGGAUGUAACA
Hyla sarda is the source of this 2215-nucleotide messenger RNA. RefSeq names its product Fc receptor-like protein 2. Lineage: Eukaryota; Metazoa; Chordata; Amphibia; Anura; Hylidae. The record is from RefSeq and is a predicted model, not a curated record. Bases 1 to 2082 code for a protein of 693 amino acids. Gene Ontology annotation, biological process: cell surface receptor signaling pathway. The transcript has 13 exons. Gene Ontology annotation, molecular function: transmembrane signaling receptor activity.